UGAUCAAAUCAGCCCAGAGAGUCCCUCUCUUGGCGAAGUUUCUCUAUUUCAGCUCAUGUGGGCAGCCGCCGUGCUCGUUCAACCGAUCGGCCCUUUUCCGGCAGCCGUUCCGGCUCCGUCAAGCCCCAAACUCUUCUUUUCCCCCUCCGAAAAAAGCACAGCCUUUCGCUUGGUGUCUUUUCCCUUGCCGGAAAAGUUCAAGCUACCGGCGUCGAAGAAACAGCAGCUUCCCGAGCUACGGACUCCAAUCCGAGAUGACGAGAAAACGGCGUCCGUUGAGGAGAAGGGUGCCGCCGGAAAUGAUCCUGGAUGGUUUCCUGCUUUUCCUCACGUUCUGUUGGCUUCCAUGGCCAAUUUCCUCUUUGGCUAUCACAUUGGAGUAAUGAAUGGCCCUAUUAUAUCCAUUGCGCGAGAGCUUGGUUUUGAAGGGAACUCAAUUCUUGAGGGGCUUGUUGUGAGUAUAUUUAUAGUUGGAGCAUUUAUUGGGAGCAUUGGCUCUGGUAUGCUGGUUGAUAGACUCGGGUGCAGGCGCACAUUUCAGCUUGACACAAUACCACUUAUUCUUGGUGCCAUUAUAAGUGCACAAGCCCACUCCUUGGAGGAAAUUCUCUGGGGAAGAUUUCUUGUUGGCACUGGAAUUGGUGUGAACACUGUUGUUGUUCCUAUUUAUAUUUCAGAGAUUGCCCCGACAAGGUAUAGGGGUUCCCUUGGGACUCUCUGUCAAAUUGGAACAUGCCUUGGAAUGAUUUCAUCACUCUUUCUAGGAAUUCCCUCAGAACAGGAUCCCCACUGGUGGAGGAUGAUUCUCUAUAUUGCAAGUGUACCUGGAUUUAUUUUAUCACUGGGUAUGCAGUUCUCUGUAGAGAGCCCUCGGUGGCUAUGUAAAGUAGGAAGACUAGCUGAUGCUAAAGAAGUUAUACGUAAUCUCUGGGGACCGUCUGAAGUCAACAAAGCAAUUAGAGAGUUUCAGUCUGUCAUCUGGGAUGAUGAUAGAGGUGAUUUGGAGAGCAGCUGGUUGGAACUCCUAGAGGAGCCACACUCUAGAGUUGCACUAGUUGGGGGUUCUCUUUUCUUUCUUCAACAGUUUGCCGGCAUAAAUGGAGUUCUUUAUUUCUCAUCAUUGACUUUUCAAGAUGUUGGAAUUACUGGCAGUGGUUUAGCAAGCUUAUAUGUUGGAGUCACCAACUUUGCAGGUGCACUUUGUGCUUUGUACUUGAUGGAUAAGCAAGGGAGAAAAGAGCUUCUAAUUGGAAGUUACUUGGGGAUGGCAAUAUCAAUGUUUCUCAUAGUUUGUGCUAUCAGCUCUCCAAUAGAUGAAGAACUUGCUCACAACUUAUCCAUUUUUGGCACGACCUUGUACAUAUUUACCUUUGCCAUUGGAGCUGGGCCAGUUACCGGGCUUCUUAUACCAGAGCUCAGUAGCAACAGGGCGCGUGCGAAGAUCAUGGGCUUCAGCUUCUCGGUUCACUGGGUUUGUAAUUUCUUGGUUGGCCUGUUCUUCCUCGAACUUGUGGAGAAAUUUGGGGUCGCUCUAGUUUACGCAACCUUUGGAGCAGUUUCCUUGUCGGCUGCUGCUUUCGCAUACUAUUUCAUAGUCGAAACUCGAGGGCGUUCUCUUGAGGAGAUUGAGAUGUCUCUAAACCCUAAUUGCCAGAAGGAUGAUUCUUAGUCGACAUCCCUAUUCCUUCAAUGGAAGUUUGAGAGAUGACAACAGAAAACUCUACAUCAAUGCCUGAGCUUAGUUGCAGAAGAGGACUUUCAAGUUCAGUGAAAGGAUUCUGGUCUCUCAUCAACUGUGGCGUGUAAACAAAGAACAAGGCAUGGAAGAGCCCAAUGUUCCAUAACAUUUGAUCAAUUAUGUUUUUCUGCAUUUGCUUAUGUUGUUCCUAUUCUUUUUCGAGUAAGAAUAACAAUAUUCGAUCCAAAAGUUCAGAUCGAAUUUGUGGGUGAAAAUCCUAUUUUGCCCUUGCAUUAGCAUUGUCCUGCGAGUAAAUAAUAGGGGUGCCUGUAGCUUCUUAUUACAUAGAAUAUCAAAAUUUACACUAAUUUGAUCUGCCAAAUUUCAGUGU
This is a messenger RNA of Diospyros lotus (date-plum), 2069 nucleotides long. Its product is annotated as probable plastidic glucose transporter 1. The transcript has 12 exons. Bases 56 to 1669 code for a protein of 537 amino acids. NCBI's taxonomy places the organism in Eukaryota, Viridiplantae, Streptophyta, Magnoliopsida, Ericales, Ebenaceae. Gene Ontology annotation, molecular function: hexose transmembrane transporter activity. The record is from RefSeq and is a predicted model, not a curated record. Gene Ontology annotation, biological process: monosaccharide transmembrane transport. Gene Ontology annotation, cellular component: membrane.